AUGGAUAUCAAUGCUUUGCUGUCGCCAUCAGAAUCACCGGUCCAACAACAGGCUGCACCACAGUCGAAUACCGCAGCGCCCAUCAGGCCAAGGGCCCAACCACGUCCUGCUGGUGGCAGACGUACUGCAUCAGGCCUCAGCAAUGAAAUCUCAAUGACCUCGCCGCCGCCCGAGCCGCCGCGUUCAGCGCCUGCACCAGGGCAGAUCAAUCAACAACAGAGGAACGCAUAUGCUUCCGCGUGCAAUGACGCGCAGGACAUGAGGAUUCUCAGAGGCGACCACGACGCUCCUGAAAGAAGGAGUUCCCAUGCAACGCAACAGGCUUUCCGACCACAACUUCAGUACAUCGACCGCAGGCACUCGUCAACGCCGCAGAUGGAGACUUUGGCAGAUCUUGCUUCGAUGCAGCAUCAUCAAUUACAAAGACAGCACUCCCUGGUUGACGCACAAUUGCCAUCUUUCAAUCGCCGCGCCUUUGCUCCUCAGCUCGCACGCUCUGCACUUUCCUCCUCGCAGGUCGCCAUGGCCGAAGCUCCGGCUCAAACGCCCGAGCCGCGUGCUUUUACGGCUGCUUCACUAACCGAACAGGAGAUCCAGACCAUCACCGAACUGGUCAAGUACCUGGCCGAGAAUUCCUACGCUUACGACUCCCACGUGCAACUAAUCAACCUACUCCACAAAGGGUUCGUCGCCCAUGUCUACGGUACCUCGGAUGUGGUCAUCAACGAUCCGAGAGACUAUAACCUUCUACCUGAUAUGCGACAAGCGCGUGAGGCCAUGGACUCUCGCUUCGCUGUUGGAGAAGACAUCUGGAAAGAUUGGAUCAACGAUGAGGCCAUUUUGGCUCGUCAGAGUGAGGAGCGUGUUGCCGUUAUGGAUCUGUGCCAGAAAGCCGUUCAGGAUGAACCUACCAGUGUCACUCUUUGGUCCAUCUAUGGCGAAUGGGUCAUGCAGACCUACUCAAUCGCCAAUGGUUUUAUCGAGGGAGACCCCAACGUCUGGACCGACAUCGACAAGGAAAUCUGCAAGGAGGUCUUCAGUCGCGACAUUUGCUUGAAUGUAUGGGAGAAAGCCGUCGAGGCCACAGCAUGGCGCAUAGAUGAGAGCCACCGCGUAUGGGAUCGUUACGUCGACCUCAUGCUACAGGAGUUCCCAGAGAAUCCAUCUUCCCAAGCAGUUGAACACAUCAACAACAUCUUCAUGCGCCGCCUUCGCACUCCACACGCCAACUGGUCCGAGACUUCCUCAAAGUUUUGGCCCAUUGUCUCAAAGUUCAAUGCGCACAACUGGGAAGAGAUUAUGGCUGCCACCAACGAGAUGGCCGCCCCUGCUAAACAGCAAUUCGCUCUCCGAGAGUCACACGAGCUGAACUUGCAACGAGCAGCUGAAUCUGGCGAUAGUGUUGCUCUCUACAACGCCUUCUCCGAAUACCUCAUCUGGGACCGAAAAAACAAACGUCGCUCGCCAUUCGAUUUUGAGCUGCGAUGUUCCUUGUACGAAAGAGCUCUGUUGCGCUUUCCUACCGUUAUCGAGUGGUGGCUCGAUCUUGCUGACUUCGUUUUGAAGACCAACUCACACAGUCCCGUCAUCUUGACCAUCUUGGAAAGGGCUACUAGACAUUGUCCAUGGUCUGGGGAUUUAUGGUCAAGGCGUGUUCUGCGCGCCGAGGUUGACAAGCUCCCCUAUGACGAAGUUGAACAAGUCAAGCACAAGGCUACCAACAGUGGUCUUCUCGACAUUGGCGGCAUGGAGGAAGUCCUGAAAGUGUAUUCUUCGUGGUGUGGCUACCUUCGUCGCAGAGCUUUCGCGCCAGACAAUACCGACGACGAGAUUGACAUGGCCGAUAUGGGUAUCACAGGCACUCUUGAAGAUGCCGCUGUAGCUGGUAAGAAGAUCUAUGGCGGUGAUUACAAAGGAGAUCCUCUUUUCCGUCUGGAGAAAAUCCGCGUCAAGUUCCUCGCCGAGGCUCGACGCUACCAGGAUGCGAGAUUGGUUUUUGAAAAGUCGAGAGCCACUCAUGCUGCGAGCGCCGAUUUCUGGCUUAGCUGGUAUCGGUUCGAACUUAUGGUUUGGGCCCACGAACGCAUGACCGAGACAGUCCGCAUCGAGACGCCUGAAACUGCACCACACAGAGCGACCUCGGUGCUGCGCGAGGCUUUGAACCAAAGAAAUCUUGAUUGGCCAGAAAAGAUUCUUGAGAUCUGGCCACUCCACUUUUCCCAAAAUGAGACACCUGAAGCAUUGCAAGAGGCUCUGGCAGAUGGCCGGACUGCACAAUUCUUUCUUACCCAAAGGCGGACAAGAGAGGUAGCUGAUGCUGCUGCUGCUGCUCCAGCCCCCGAAGCACAACCUCAAGCAACUGAACUAGAGACAAUUCCCGAAGAAGCGCCCACCACGUCCAAGAGGAAACGCGAGAGUGAACUGGAACAAGAGGCCGAAGAUGCCGCUAAGAGGAACAAGACUGAAGAAGACUCUACAAAGCCGCCCUACAACGAAGUCUCAGCUUCAGCUUCGGCCCAGAUCAAACGCGAUAGAGAGCACAACACAAUUACCGUCAAGGAUUUGCCGAGCGAUGUCACAGAAAAGCGCGUACGACAGUUCUUCGACGAUUGUGGAACCAUUCUUUCCGUCGGUAUAGUAGCUGACGACAAUGCCAUGACUGCACACGCCGUUAUCGAGUUUGAAACCGAAGAGGAUACUCUGUCCGCCAAGACCAGGGACGGAAAGACCUUCGAUGGCAACACCAUCCGCAUACAGUCUGGAACGCUUUCAACUCUUUACGUGACCAACUACCCUGCCGAAUGGGACGAGGUCAAGAUUCGUGAGAUGUUCCAAGGUUUCGGUACAAUUGUCAGUGUCCGCUUGCCAUCCCUCAAGUAUAAUCAGCGACGCCGCUUCUGUUAUGUGCAGUUCCUCACAUCUGAAGAAGCCCGUGCUGCCACAGCUCUAGACGACAAAGCUCUGGACGGUCAACACCGUCUUGUUGCUAAGAUUUCAGAUCCUCAGGCCAAGAAGGGGCGCUCCGGUGCUGUAACAGAAGGUCGAGAAUUGCAUGUUGGCAACAUUGACUUCCACGCUACUGAAUCAGACAUUCGCGACCUGUUCCAGCAACACGGCACUGUUGAGAGUGUUCGCAUGAUUAAAAACUUACAAGGCAGGUUCAACGGCACAGCAUUCAUCGUUUAUUCGAAAUCUGAGGAGGCCGAGGCGGCAGUCGCGCUCAACAAUAAGCCGUUGAAGGAUCGUCUUCUCCGUGUCACUCUUGCGACAGACAGGAGUUCAGCGAAGAAAGACAUUGCGACCACAAUCGUCCAACAGAAUACGAGUGGAUCUCCUGCAGCCGAGGGAAGUCAGAACGGCUCUGCGGCAGCAGCCAACGGUCGUAGAGGAUCUACCGCACCACCUCAGGAGCUCGGUGAGGAUACUGCUAGGACAGUACGUGAGCGUACGAUAGCUCUUCUCGGCCUCCCUGACACUGUCAACGACGCUCGCAUUCAAGCGUUCCUCGAAACCUUCGGCCCGCUACGCAAGAUCACUGUACGCCGCGACAAGGCAGGUGCCAUGAUCGAGUUCGUCAAUCUUCAAGAUGCUGCCAAAGUCAGCAUGGGAGUUGACUGCAGUCCAUUGGGUCCAGACGUGCACAUCGACACCGUGGAGGAGCUUCUCUACCAGACAAAGGCCAAGGCUGCAUCUAAGCAACCUCCUAAGCCUGUCACCUCAUUCAAGCCUGCUCAAGCUGGAAUUUCGAGGCCUGCUCAACGAGGCGGUCAGGGUAGACGUGGAGGACUCGGCUUCAAGCGAGGUGGUGGAUUCUCCGCCAGCUCUGGCUCUGGGGCUGCAAAGUCGUCCGAAGGAGAAGACAAGGUCAUGACUGGAACCGGCGAGACCGAGACCAAGGCAAAGAGCAACAAUGACUUUAGAGCAUUGUUCAACAAGGGCAAGGAGGCCGAGACCGCUGCUGAAGACAAGGAGUAA
This is a messenger RNA of Aureobasidium namibiae CBS 147.97, 3975 nucleotides long. RefSeq lists its product as uncharacterized. Gene Ontology annotation, biological process: RNA processing. The transcript has 3 exons. NCBI's taxonomy places the organism in Eukaryota, Fungi, Ascomycota, Dothideomycetes, Dothideales, Saccotheciaceae. Gene Ontology annotation, cellular component: ribonucleoprotein complex. Bases 1 to 3975 code for a protein of 1324 amino acids. The record is from RefSeq and is a predicted model, not a curated record. Gene Ontology annotation, molecular function: RNA binding; protein binding.